CAACUCCUCUAUAUAGUAUAACCUAUAAUCUGCUAACCAUGACUAGAGGCAUGACACCAACAAACGCAAAGUUAGUAGUCAUCUCACUGAUUUGGGCUAUUCUGGUGUUGGAAAGUGCAACAGUGUCAAGUGCAGUAGAAGAUUUGGUGGUGGAACAGUGCAAGCACGACUGCAAACAUGAUAUCCACAACAGGAAAGAGUGUGAAGAUAGGUGCAAUGAACAGAUGAUGAUGGAGAUGGAGAAAGAGACAAGUGGACGACAAGAAGAAGAACCCAAUCCCUUCUGCGAUGCAUUUUGCAAACCCUUUGAAGGACUCUAUCAACAAUGCAUGGCCGUUUGCCCUCGCACCAAGUCCAUAGGAGGAGAUGGGGUUGCUAACGGGGAGUUGCAGGCAUACUGCAACAGAAAAUGCCCAUCUUACAUUGGACCAGAGGCCUACAAAAAAUGCAUGUCCGGAUGCUUCACGUCCAACGAGGAAGUCUGCGAGACAUCGUGCAGUAUUCUUCAAGAGGAACCGCUCACUAUAAGGUGCAUGAGGAUUUGCCAUGAGAGAAUUCCCGGAGCUGUUGCUUCUUCUACUUAAUGUUUAAAAUCUUUUAAGAAGGGAUUUCUAAGGAAUAAGUGUGUGUGUUUUUGGUGUAAGAAUCCAAAUUAAAAUAAGGGAUAUUUAACAUUUUAGUUUGAAA
Messenger RNA from Arabidopsis lyrata subsp. lyrata, 687 nucleotides. RefSeq lists its product as uncharacterized. Lineage: Eukaryota; Viridiplantae; Streptophyta; Magnoliopsida; Brassicales; Brassicaceae. The transcript has a single exon. Bases 39 to 584 code for a protein of 181 amino acids. The record is from RefSeq and is a predicted model, not a curated record.